GACAGAUAAUGCAACAUUAAUCACCGGGGGGUAUUGAUGAGAUGAGAACUAACCAGGAGGACAGUACAACUGCCUGGCUAGCAACUAGAGCUCGCUAGCUGCCUCUAUCUCCAUCGAAUUGAUCUUUUGGAUUAGGUUUGCCAUUGCAUUUCAGAGCUAACCACGACAGCAUCAUGUCACGAGACCACAUCUCCAACCACAAACCCCCUUCUCUCCUGCUAGCUUCCUUCCUGUGUGGCUCUCCUUUACACCAUUCAUCUCUAUAGAUCUCCCUUUUCCUCUUUCUAGCCAGGCUAAGUUAAUUAGGGCAGCAGUUAAGGCAGGCGGCUAGUACAGCUUAAUUAGCCCCAACCCCGAAAUAAACAAGAGCCACCCAACCAAAACAGAGAAAGAUCCAAACCUGGCAAAAAUAAAACAGAGACAACUUUCUUCUUCACUAGCUAGUCCAUGGCCACAUGCAUCAAGUACAGUACUUGCUGUAGCCCUUAUUAAGCUCUCGCCGCCCGGCCUCCAUGGAGCUCUCCAUGUUAUGAGGAGCGUUCCAUGACCAGCCGCCCCUCUUCUUCUUCUCAUUCUCCUUCUUCUUCUUCUUCUUCCGCCUCCGCUUACCAAGAAACCUCGCGCCGGGACGAAGCUGACGGCGGCGGCAUUGCUGCUGCUAAUCCGGCGGAGGACAACGAAGCCGACGAGCUGUCGCCGCGGGGGUGCGAAUGGGAGUUCCGGCUGGCGGCGACGGUGCCGUCCCCGGCCAUGGUGGGCGCGUCCGACGCCAUCGGCAGCGUCGACUUCGACCCCUCCGGCUCCCUCCUCGCCACCGCCGGCAUCGCCCGCAAGGUCCGCAUCUACAACGCCGCCACCCUCCUCCUUGACCAGCAAUCGUCUAGCCCCGCCGCGUGCAUCUGCGUCCCCGCCAAGCUCAGCAGCGUCCGCUGGCGCCCCGACUCCUCCUCCUCCGGCCGCUUCGUCGGCUGCGGCGACUACGACGGCGUCGUCACCGAGUACGACCUGGACCGCGGCGGCGCCGCCACCUGGGAGCGCGACGAGCACUCCGGCCGCCGCGUCUGGGCGCUCGACUACUCCCCUUCUUCCUCCAUGGCGGCGUCGGGUUCCGACGACCGCACGGCCCACGUCUGGGACCCGCGAUCCCCGGCGGCGGGCUGGGCCACGGCGAAGGCUUCCGGGCCCGUGCUCUGCGUCGAGUUCGACCCGUCCGGCGCCCCGCGGCUCGCCGUGGGCUCCGCGGACCGGCGGGCGGCCCUCUACGACGUGCGCAACAUGGGCCGGGGGCCCGUGGCCACAGCGGAGGGCCACGCGCGGGCCGUGACGUACGUGCGCUGGGCCCCGGGGGACCGGCUCGUGACGUCCGCCGCCGACGGGACGCACCGGCUCUGGGACUGGGCCGCGGCUGGGGCCCAGGGGAUGGUUGGCCCGGGGAGGGAGGUGCGGGCGUACAGCGGGCAUGUGAGUGGCAGGAGCUUCGUGGGCAUGGGCCUGUGGCGCGGGCCGGGCCUCGUGGCCUGUGGGUCUGAGUCGAACCAUGUGUUUGUCUACGACCUCCGCUGGCCCAAGCCCGUCUGGGUCCACCCCUUCUUCGUCCCUUCCGGCGACGGCGGUGGCGGAUUCGUCAGCGCCGUCGCGUGGCGGCAGCAGGCGGAAGACGGCGGUGGCGGAGAUGCCGGGGUGCUCGUCGCUGGCGGGUCGGACGGCGUGCUGAAGCUGUUCACGUGCCGCCGGCGAUGGCGACGGCUGAGAGACGGCGAGGAAGAAGAUGAUGACCCGGUGGAAGAUGUGGACGGCGAGCACCAGUAGGAGCAGGCCACGUGGAUGUUCUCUGAACCAACCAACAAUAGUCUCUCUCUGUGAUUCCUUCUUUUCUUUCCUGUGCUUUCAUUUGUGGUUAUAAUUGUUUUCAUUUUUCUCUGGCUUUUCUUUAUAUUUUUUUCCAAGGGAAGAAAAAACAGACUUGUUGUUUAGAGGAUGCUGGGAAAUGAUUUUUUAAUUUAUUUUUCUUUUUGGCAUAUUGGGUCUCGUGACUAUUGGUUCCUGACAUUUUUUAUGUUACUGCUGAUAUAUUUUUUAUGGGAUAAUAAAUAAUAAGAAAUUGGUGGCCCAUUUCAA
Molecule: messenger RNA, 2118 nt
Organism: Brachypodium distachyon (stiff brome)
Lineage: Eukaryota; Viridiplantae; Streptophyta; Magnoliopsida; Poales; Poaceae
Product: WD repeat-containing protein RUP2
Exons: 1
Coding region: 544-1809 (421 amino acids)
Biological process (GO): response to UV-B
Molecular function (GO): protein binding
Source: RefSeq, a predicted model, not a curated record